UACGAAAGGUCAAAGGUUGCAGACCGCGCCAAUUUUUAAAGAGGGACUGCAGCAGUUUUCUGGGACAGGGUACGACCCCAAGCUCGUUUCCGUCACUAUAGUGUUGUCUAUGUAGAUAAAGCUAACUAUUAUGAUGGGUAUGUAGUUUUUACAGCCUAUAGAAAACUCAGUGGCACUACAGAGGUUGCAGAAGUGAUUGAUCUUGUGUGUUGAGACUUCAAACGAAACCAGAGCCCCCCUCCCCAAGGAACCUCCUUGCCCUCCCCAACUAUUUCUUCAGAUAUUAUGGGGGAGAAGUGGAAAGUCCCAGCCAGGAAGCUCUUCAUCUCCCAGCUAGCUGGAGGAACACAACUUGCACCUGGUACAAGUAAUAGUGUCGGGGCUGCAGGAACAACUUUGUGGCAUGUGCAGCUGAAUCCAAUCUCUACAAAAGCGUGGGACGUCAACUUGGUCUGGGUUCAGGGUACUGUGGUGGACUGUGAUGUUGCUGGGGACUGGCUCACUAUGGAUGAUGGCCAAGGCAUGGCCAAAGUUGAACAGAUCAACAGUAUCCCAAAGGCUAGAAAAAAUUUUGAUAAAGGCAUGUAUGUGAUGGUGGUAGGAUAUGUUCUGCAAUGUGGCACCCGACCUGUCCUCAAGGCUGUGAAGGUCCAGGAUCUCACCAACCAUGUCAACCACAAGGUCAUGUGGAGCUUAGAGGUCACAGAUCUGCAAAAGUACUGAGGACUUUCUUAGUUUCUUAAGAAAGGAGGAGUUUCUUAAAGAUGCUGGGCAACAUGAGAAACUGAAAUAAGGCCUUGAUGUUAGCCAGGAUGCCAGAAUGUAUCCAGGGCCUGCACAGACCAACUGAGUUAAACCCUGCACAAUAUAUAUUGAGACUGGGCUUUCUGUCUGGCUAUCUUGAUGUUAAUAUAAAAUUUUUGCAUAUUUUUCUGCUUAUAAGAAGCUGGAUGUAUCAACAGUAUAUAUACCUAUGAAGACAUUCAUGAAGUUUUGAUGAGAUAAAAUUUUUGAAUUCAUUCAAAUCCCUCGUGCGAUAAAACUUUUUAAAAGAAUACAUGUUAAUAUGUUGUAUGUUCAAUACAAACCUACAAAUGUUUGAUUGAUAGUAGAACUUAGAUGUUUUACUAUGUUUUUCAAUUAACUUACAUUUGUAAUCAAAAACACAUUACUGUACUUUACUUUAAUAUGGGUUGUUUUAAUAUUGUACAAAGAAUAAAAAGAUAAGCACACAAAUUGAAAAGUAGUGAUGUGUAAUUUGAUACCUUCAGCACCAUAAACUGUAUCUGUGAUAUCCAUAUCUCUGAUACCAGUCAGAUUUUCAUAUCAGCAUAUUUUCAUAACUUUUAUUAACAGUCUAGACAUUCAUGAGUACUGGUAAUAAAAUUUCCAUUAUA
This is a messenger RNA of Branchiostoma floridae (Florida lancelet), 1397 nucleotides long. RefSeq names its product recQ-mediated genome instability protein 2-like. The transcript is spliced from 3 exons. Gene Ontology annotation, biological process: regulation of sister chromatid segregation; maintenance of rDNA; negative regulation of double-strand break repair via homologous recombination. The record is from RefSeq and is a predicted model, not a curated record. Gene Ontology annotation, cellular component: nuclear speck; cytosol. NCBI's taxonomy places the organism in Eukaryota, Metazoa, Chordata, Leptocardii, Amphioxiformes, Branchiostomatidae. The coding region runs from base 286 to 723 and encodes 145 amino acids.